AUGCUGCUGGAAAAGUUGAACAAUAUCGAACGCAUGGUGCUGGAGCUUCAAUACGGACAGCACGAACUGCAGGAGCAGAUGGUAAGCAACAAGGCAUCUCAAAAGAAGACCUUUGCAGAUGUCCAGUGGGCAGUGAACCGUUUGGAAGACCGUUUAGUGAAAGAUGUCGGGCGUAACUUGACCGUACUUCAAGAUCAAUCAAUGCUGAUUUUAGAGCAGCAAACUUCUUGCUCGAGUCAUUAUCAGUUGCGAGAAAAAAUGUUCAAGUUAACGUCAAUGGACAACCAAGAAUUGGUAGCACCACUGGAGGGGACUAGAUCGCUGUACAACUCGCGAUUGCUAAACUGUAUCAGCUCAUCUCACCGGGAAAUUAACAAACCAGCAACGUCUAUAAAGCCAACUACACCGAUUACUACAACAACAACAACAACAACAACGCAAAGAACAACUAUCCCAACAACUACUACUACCACUACCACCACUACGCCGAAACCUAAGCAACCUCCAUUCACAUCGUGCCAGGAUGUUCCGUGCCAAGUGUCGGGAGUGUAUCUCAUCAAUGCCAACGAUGCUAGUACACCAUUCAAAGCGUAUUGUGAGCAGGAAAAGUUUGGAGGCGGUUGGCUCGUUGUGCAACAUCGGUUCGACGGGUCAGUUGAUUUUUACCGAAACUGGACCCAAUACCGGGACGGUUUCGGUGAAGUUGAUAAGGAGUUCUGGCUGGGGCUGGAAAAACUGCAUCAAAUAACGACGGCCCGUAAACAUGAAAUAAUAUUUGAGAUACGGGACUUUGAAGGUGAUUACGGGUACGCCCGUUACAGUGCGUUUCAAGUAGGUAGCGAAAGUGAGCAAUACCGACUUAAGACCCUGGGAUCGUAUAGUGGAAAUGCAACUGACUCAAUGACGGAUUACAACAAGGGGGCGAAAUUUUCAACCAAGGAUCGCGACAAUGAUGGGGCAUCCGCAUAUCAUUACGCUGAAUUAUACGAAGGCGCCUGGUGGCACGGUUCCUCUACUACAUCGAAUUUGAACGGUCCCUACAGGAAUACCAUAGAUGCAAAAACAAUUAAUUGGUUUUAUUUCAAAAACAUGCGCCUAGGUUUGAAGUUCUCCCGGAUGAUGAUCCGCGAAUUAUUACAGUGA
Messenger RNA from Anopheles darlingi, 1143 nucleotides. RefSeq names its product ficolin-2-like. The coding region runs from base 1 to 1143 and encodes 380 amino acids. NCBI's taxonomy places the organism in Eukaryota, Metazoa, Arthropoda, Insecta, Diptera, Culicidae. The transcript has a single exon. The record is from RefSeq and is a predicted model, not a curated record.